AUUCCUUUUUCUUUUGUCUCCUCUGAUCAUGAUUUUCAAAUAGCCUGUCUUCAAGCUCACUAAUUCUUUCUUCCGCUUGAACAAUUCUGCUAUUAAAAGAGAUGAGGCUGGGUGUGGUGGCUCACACCUGUAAUCCUAGAACUUUGACAGGCUGAAGCAGAUACAUCACUUGAGCCCAGGAGUUCAAGACCAGCCUGGGCAACAUAGCAAAACUAUAUCUCCACAAAAAAACACAAGCCGAGCAUGGUGGUACACACCUGUAGUCUCAGCUACUCAGGGGACUGAGGCAGGAAGACUGCUUGAGCCUGUGAGGCUGAGGCUGUGGUGAGCUGAUAUCCUGCCACUGCACUCCAGCCUGGGUAACAGACUAUGGUCUUGCCUCAAAAAAAACAAACAAAAAAAGAUUCUGAUGCUUUCUUCAGUAUGCUAAUUACAUUUUUCAGCUCCAGAAUUUCUGCUUCUUUUUAAUAAUUUCAACUUAUUUGUUAAGUUUAUCUGAUAGAAUUCUGAAUUCCUUCUUUCUGUUAUCUUGAAUUUCUUUGAGUUUCUUCAACAUGGCUAUUUUGAAUUCUCUGUCUGAAAGGUCUCAUAUCUCUGUUUCUCUAGGACUGGUUUCUGGUGGUUUCUUUAGUUCAUUUGGUGAGGUCAUGCUUUCCUGGAUGGUGCUGAUGCUAGAGGUUCUUCAGUGUCUGGGCAUUGAAGAGUUGGACAUUAUCAGAAUCUCCAGUGUCUGGGCUUGUUUGUACUCGUCCUUCUUGGGAAGGCUUUCCAGAUAUUUCAAAGGACUUCACUACUGUGAUCUAAGCUGUAUCUGCUUUAGGGGGCACCCCAAGCCUAGUAACGCUGUGGUUCUUGCAGACUUGUAGAGGUACCACCUUGGUGUUCGUGGGUAAGAUCCAAGGGAAUUCCCUGGAUUACCAGGCAGAAACUCUUGUUCUCUUCCCUUACAUUCCUUAAACACACAAAGUCUCUCUCUCUGUGCUGAGCUGCCUGGAGCUGGGGGAGGGAUUACCCCAAACCCAAUAACACUGUAGUUCUCUGAAGUGCUUGCAGACUCUUAGAGGUACCACCUUGAUGGUCAAGGACAGCAUCUGGGAGAAAUUCUCUGGAUUACCAGGCAGAGACUCUUGUUCUCUUACCUUACUUUCUCCCAAACAAAUGGAAUUUCUCUCUCCGUUCUGAGCCACAUAAAGCUGGGAGUCGAGUGAGAGAAGUACCCCUGUGGCCACCACCACUAUGACUGGACUGGGUUAGAGAUGAAGCCAACAUAGCAUUGGGUCUCACCCAAGACCUGCUGUAAUCACUCCUUGGCUACUGCUUAUGUUCACUCAAGGCCCUGGGGCUCUACAAUUAGCAGGUGGCAAAGCUAUCCAGGCAUGUGUCCUUCCCUUCAGGGUAGCGAGUUCCCCCAGGCCCUGGGUAGGUCCAGAUGUACAGUCCAGGAGUCAGGGACUAGAGUAAAAAAAUCUCAGAAGUCUACCUGGUGUUCUACUGUACUGCAGCUGAGCUGGCUCUCAAACCAUAAGACACAGUCCUUCCUACUCUUCCCUUUCCUUUCCCAAUGGAGACUAGCCUCACUCUGUAACCACCAUCACCACAGGCCACAGGGGAGUACUGCCAGACUACCACUGAUGUUUCCUUAAGGCCCAGGGGCUCUCAAGUCAGUGUGUGGUGAACGCUGUCUGGCCAGAGACUCCACCGUCAGGGCAGCAGGCUCUACUCUGGACCAGGGCAGGUCAGAAAUGCCGUUUAGGAGUCAAGUCCUGGAAUCAGGAACCCCAAGGGCCCACUUGGUGCUCUACCCCUCUGUGGCCAUGCUGGCACCUGAAGCCAGCAAGUCUCAGAGAUUCACCCAAGGUCCUUAACAUAGUAUCUGGGUAUAUCUGCUGGUCAUUUAGGGCCCAAGGGUUCUUCAGUUAGAAGGUGAUGAAUACUGCCAGGACUACGUCCUUCUCAGGGGACUUAUCCUUUCUGGCAGUUUAUCUGCCCUUGGUCAGGACCUCCUAGUCCAUCAUACACAUCUGAAUAACUUUCAAUCUGAAAGCAGUGAAGAAGGGAUCAAGAGGCCCUUCCAUCCAGAGUCCUUUGUGACUAUAUACAUUUUUUAAUGUCUAACUCAGUCAUAUGGUUUGGCUGUGUCCCCACCCGAAUCUCAUCUUGAAUUAUACUCUGAUAACUCCCACAUGUUGUGGGAGGGACCCAGUGGGAGAUCACUGAAUCAUGGGGGCGGUUUCUCCCACACUGUUCUUGUGGUAGUCUCAUGAGAUCUAAUGGUUUUAUAAGGAGAAACCCUUUUUGGUUGUCUCUUUUUGCCUGCUGCCAUCCACAUAAGACGUGACUUGCUCCUCCUUGCUUUCUACCAUGCUUGUGAGGCCUCUUCAGCCAUGUGGAACUGUAAACCCAAUAAACCUCUUUCUUUUAUAAAUUGCCCAGUCGCAGCUAUGUCUUUAUCAGCAGCAUGUAAACGGACUAAUACACUCAGCAUCUAAGGUCCAUAAAGCAAUCAAUAUGUGUGUCUGACACACCUUUACCUGUUUACAGAACUUUAAUACAGGUCCUGAUUAGCCAAAAUGUCCAAGAACAUGUGCAUUCAAUUUUAGGGGAUUCAUGGAUCCCUUCAGGUAGGAUUGCUGGAUAAAAUACAGGUGUCCAGUUAAAUGUGAAUUUCAGAUGAACAACAAAGUUUUUUGUUGUUGUUGUUGUUUGAGACAGGGUCUCACUCUGUCACCCAGGCUGGAGUGCAGUGGCAUGAUCAUGGCUCACUCAACAUCCUGGGCUCAAGUAAUCCUCCUGCCUCAGACUCCUGAGUAGCUAGGACUACUGGUGCACACCACCACACGUGGCUAUUUUUGUAGAGAUGCGGUCUUGCUAUGUUGCCCAGGCUGGUCACAAAUAAGUUUUUAGUAUAAGUAUGUCCCCUGCCAUAUUUGCAGAGAUACUAAUUAUUCUUUUAUGUGGGGCAGGGAUCCUGAGCUUCAAAAGCGCCAGUGUCUAAGAAGUGAUGAAGGAUUUGCUGAAUGAACUGAUACACUUGAGUGGCUCCGAGGGCAUGAGCAAAACUAUUGCAUGGAACAUACUUACAUUUCAAAACCAUUUGUUGUUUAUCUGACAUUAAGAUGUGACUGGCAUUUGUAUUUUUUUUUUUUUUUUUUGAGAAGGAGUCUCACUCUGUUGCCCGGGCUGGAGUGCAGUGGUGCGAUCUUGGCUCACUGCAAGCUCCGCCUCCCAGGUUCACGCCAUUCUCCUGCCUCAGCCUCCUGAGUAGCUGGACUACAGGCACCCGCCACCACGCCUGGCUAAUUUUUUGUAUUUUUAGUAGAAACGGGGUUUCACCGUGUUAGCCAGGAUGGUCUUGAUCUCCUGACCUCGUGAUCCACCCACCUUGGCCUCCCAAAGUGCUGAGACUACAGGUGUGAGCCACCGCGCCCAGCCUUGUAUUUUUUUACUUGCUAAAUCUGGCAAUCUGAUCUUGAGGUCAUCCACAGCUUUCCUAGGUUCAUAGUACAGAGUAAGAAUUUAUAUAGACUGAAGAAGAUUAAGAGUGUUUCUUUAUUUUUUGUGGAAUUAUUUAACCACUUAACACUGAAGUACCAGGUGAAGGGUAAAUUGAAAGAACUCUUUCCACUUCUUUCAGCUCUAAAUAUCAAUCAGGACAUUAUUAUUAUUGCUGUUUUCUGGACUUACAUCGUUAUAGAGUGACUAUGAGUUUGAUAGUGUCACCAACAAUUAUAGCCAAUAAUUUCCAUGUUAAAUUCCUAGAACAGAAAUAUGUUGCAUCAAAUUCUUGAAAUCGCAGACUUAGGAAAUUAAGUUACAUAAACUGCAGAUGUUCAGGCUGAGGAAGGAAAGAAGCUGAAACAAGUACUCUCAAUUAUUUAACAAUUCCUUGAAGCCGCCACUGUAACUCUGGGAAUUGAAAUACCAUUAAGUCCUAUCACGGCCACCACUUAGACUUUUUUCUCUUACUCUUAUUUGUAAUUCCAUAAUCAAGCUAGUUUUCCUACUUAGUUCUGGGGCAGGAGUUUUCUUUUUUCGGAAAUUUCAUUUGGAUAAAGAAACAUGGUCAAAAAGUUACAACGGUGCAAAUGGUUAUACAAAGAAAAACAAGUCUCUCUUCUAUCGUUACCCCUAGUUCCUGGACCGCGGGUUCUUAACUUGGGUUAGGAACUGCAGUCUAAGGGUUUCUAGCGUAAUGUGAAUUUUCUCAAUGCAUAAUUUUCAAUGUACAGAUAAUUUUGCUCGUUUGUAGGGAGAGGAUCCAAACUUUUACCUGAGCCUCAAAAGGGUCCAUGAUGCAGAGAACCUGCUGAAGUAACCGAUGCGUCCGAGUGACUCGGAAAGGGGGUGGUGCAGAUAUCCUGUAAUAAUUUGUCCCCGUGUGAAAAGUCUACCCCUAUCCACUCCGCUCCACUCCGGAGCCGCUUGGAAGCAACGCUCUCAGUGGGGUGCAACCAGCUCUUCCUAAGUUUUCCUCCUGCCGCAUUCCUCCCCUCCGGCGCGUCGGCGUGCGCUUACGUCAUGACGCCGCACACGCAGCCCCGCCCCUGCAGAGAUCGGCGCUGGGACGGAACCCGGGUUCCUCUCAAACCGGGAUUGCGACGCUUUGGCCUGGCUGGCCGCUGUUCUCUGUCCCACUUUUUAUUCGGGCCUGCGUCCGCUGCCGCCGUCCCUCAGUUUGCCCCCGGAGGAGGCAGGGCGGCCCUGCGUUCUGCCGUGCGCCCGCGUGGCUGCCACCGCCCCUCCGAAUCCUCCGGGGCCGCAGAGGGGUUCGCUACGGAGGGAGGCGGGGGCCUUCGGGAGGAGGAGGCGGAGGAGGCGGAGGAGGAGGGAAGGAAGAUGGCGGCCGUGGAACUAGAGUGGAUCCCAGAGACUCUCUAUAACACCGCCAUCUCCGCUGUCGUGGACAACUACAUCCGCUCCCGCCGAGACAUCCGCUCCUUGCCCGAGAACAUCCAGUUUGAUGUUUACUACAAGCUUUACCAACAGGGACGCUUAUGUCAACUGGGCAGUGAAUUUUGUGAAUUGGAAGUUUUUGCUAAAGUACUGAGAGCUUUGGAUAAAAGACAUUUGCUUCAUCAUUGUUUUCAGGCUUUGAUGGAUCAUGGUGUUAAAGUUGCUUCAGUCUUGGCCUACUCAUUCAGUAGGCGGUGCUCUUAUAUAGCAGAAUCAGAUGCUGCAGUAAAGGAAAAAGCCAUUCAGGUUGGCUUUGUUUUAGGUGGCUUUCUUUCAGAUGCAGGCUGGUACAGUGAUGCUGAGAAAGUUUUUCUGUCCUGCCUUCAGUUGUGUACUCUGCAUGAUGAGAUGCUUCAUUGGUUUCGUGCAGUAGAAUGUUGUGUGAGGUUGCUUCAUGUGCGAAAUGGAAACUGCAAAUAUCAUUUGGGUGAAGAAACAUUUAAAUUAGCUCAGACAUAUAUGGAUAAACUAUCAAAACAUGGCCAGCAAGCAAAUAAAGCUGCACUCUAUGGAGAACUGUGUGCACUCCUAUUUGCAAAAAGUCACUAUGAUGAGGCAUACAAAUGGUGCAUCGAGGCAAUGAAAGAAAUUACAGCAGGCUUGCCAGUGAAAGUUGUGGUGGAUGUCUUAAGACAAGCUUCUAAGGCUUGUGUAGUAAAACGUGAAUUUAAGAAGGCAGAACAGUUAAUUAAACAUGCAGUGUAUUUGGCACGGGAUCAUUUUGGAUCCAAACACCCAAAAUAUUCUGAUACACUGCUAGAUUAUGGGUUCUACUUACUCAAUGUAGAUAAUAUCUGUCAGUCUGUUGCAAUUUAUCAGGCAGCCCUUGACAUUAGACAGUCAGUGUUUGGUGGCAAAAAUAUCCACGUAGCAACAGCUCAUGAAGAUUUGGCCUACUCUUCUUAUGUCCACCAGUAUAGCUCUGGGAAAUUUGACAAUGCACUAUUUCAUGCAGAAAGAGCUAUUGGUAUCAUUACCCACAUCCUACCUGAAGAUCAUCUUCUUUUGGCUUCUUCAAAGAGGGUGAAAGCACUUAUUUUAGAGGAGAUUGCAAUUGACUGUCAUAAUAAGGAAACUGAACAGAGGCUGCUUCAAGAAGCUCAUGAUUUGCACCUGUCUUCACUCCAACUAGCUAAAAAAGCUUUUGGGGAAUUUAAUGUACAGACUGCAAAACACUAUGGAAACCUUGGAAGACUUUAUCAGUCAAUGAGAAAAUUUAAGGAAGCUGAAGAAAUGCACAUCAAAGCAAUUCAGAUUAAAGAACAACUUCUUGGUCAAGAAGAUUAUGAAGUAGCCCUUUCAGUGGGACAUCUGGCUUCUUUAUAUAAUUAUGACAUGAAUCAGUAUGAAAAUGCUGAGAAACUUUAUUUGCGAUCUAUAGCAAUUGGGAAGAAACUUUUUGGUGAAGGCUACAGUGGACUAGAAUAUGAUUAUCGAGGUCUCAUUAAACUUUACAACUCCAUUGGAAAUUAUGAGAAAGUGUUUGAAUAUCACAAUGUUCUGUCUAACUGGAACCGGUUGCGAGAUCGGCAAUAUUCAGUGACAGAUGCUCUUGAAGAUGUCAACACCAGCCCCCAGUCCACUGAAGAAGUGGUGCAGUCCUUCCUGAUUUCUCAGAAUGUUGAGGGACCGAGCUGCUGAGGGAGGACCUCAGUUAACCAAUUACCUUUUCCCGGAUUCCAGGGAAUUCAUACUGUGAAAUCAAAACCAUGUUGUUUUGGGGGGCUGGAAUUUGCAUUGAAACACUGGUCCAGUCCAUUGAAGACCCUAUUUUGGGUGAUCCCUAUCUUGCAGAAUGUCUGUAGGAAUAAGCAUAUAUUCAGUUAUAUUCAGCAUGUACCGCAUGUGUAAGUAGUCUGGCCCACAUUUUCAACCUAGUAGAACAAACAACAGGAAAUCUUUUUUUGUUGUUUUUAAAAAAUUCAUUUUGCAGAAAGCCUGAAAGAAAAAAACAUACCCCUAAAUCUAAGAGUUUAAAAGAGUUGCAUUCUUAUUAUGUAAGGAUGAUUUUAACAACUUUUUAAUAUGUAAUUCUUCGAUGUGGAGGUAUUCAAUACUGUAGUGUAAAGAAAUUUUAUGGGGAAAAUCUUUAUAUGCAGUAUAGAAAAGUUAACACAAGUACUAAUAAAAGAGGGACAUCCCGACUUAUGUUUGGCUACCUUGCCCAGAUAAGUGGAUACAACCACUCUAUAUUACAAGGAAAGGACUGUCAGAGUCAUCUGAACUGGACCAGUGUUGAUCUGUAAUGUAACAGAAAAUCUGAUAGACCAGCACUUCUGACUUUUUUUUUUUUUUUUUGGUACAACAAUGCAAGAUGCUCUGAUAGCAUUUGCUAACAGGACCAGGAGGAUCUAAAAAGGACCAGCCUAAUGUAGAAGGUGGUUAUUUAGACCGGAAGCUUUAGAUUAUUUAGAUCCUACAUAUACUUUUAUUAGUAGAAUGAUUUCAUUUAGAUGUAUAAUGAAAAAGGAUAAUGCAAAAAUUAUGUAAUAGAUACCAAAUUAGGGAAGUUUGGCAAUUUCAAUGGCAUAUUUUUAGUCAAGGUACACAGAUGGCAAUGCCAUAAGCAAGUCUAUAAAUAUCGGCUGCAGCCAUCCCCCUCAUUUUAAAUGUUGCCCUAAUAAUCAAUGCAGUUAACAAGUAUAUUGGCUGUGUGUCAUGAAAUAGUUCAUGUUCAGAUGGAAAUGUUAGGUUACUGUAUGGUUUAUGGAGAUGAAUGAAAAUGAAUGCCCAAAAAUAAGUCUUAGAAAAUCCUCCAUUUUUAUGGUAAAUAGUAAUACAGCUAGGUCAUUUCAUUUGAAAUCUAGGAGUCAAAUGGAAAGAUCCCCUAAUAAUACACCUAUUUCACUAACUUGUCUUUCUGUUUAUUGGGUUUUGAUUUGAUUUUUUGUAAGCCAGUCAGGUUAUUUAAUGAUGAGGUAAUAAUCAAAUUUAAGAAUUUGUGACAUGUAGCAAUUCAAGAAACAAAAAGGAUUUUGCUGUUACCUCAAUUCUUACUGUAGUAGCCCAUCUGAUGCUUCUAUAGUUAAGAAUCUGGGUUCCCCCCCUAUUUUCAGGGGUUCAUGACUUGGCUGUUAAAGAUGUUGCUCCUAGCUGAUGCUUGGAGUAGUCUGUGGGUGAAUGGAUGUGUGUCGAAUUUUAGUUUUCUUUUAACAUGCAUGUUGGGUGAGAGGGGAAAAAAAUCUAAGCUGUCUGCCACAUUGAGUACAGAAAAGUUGUAGAUUUCAAAUUUUAUUAAUAUUUUAAGCACUUUUUUGAACUUCCCAACCUUGUUUGAAGUUGUUAUUUGCAGUCCUAUUAGUUUUGAGCCACUGCAUUUAAGUUCCCUAGGAGGGAGUUGGUUGGGGGAUGUACUGAAAGAGAUGAAGUAUACCCACACCCUAAAAUGGUAACUGUCUGAUUUAGAAACCUGAGUUUACUCCUCAAAUCGAAUUAUUUUCUUUUUAAAUUUUGGAAAGAGUAAAUUGACGUACUUGCAGUUUAUGAAGCUGCUCCCCACCCCUCAGUUAAUUGCAGUCUAAUGUCAAGAGGCACUUCUUUAUUAAUUACCAAAUAGUCUUUGUGACCAAGGACUAACAUUUUUAAGUUACUCAGCUCUAUCCUCAUGGGCCUAUAUAUUUAAUUACCUCCAAAGAUAUUUUCAGGAUAGGCUUUGUAUACUUUUAUUGGUUAUUUAGAAUCCAGUGGUAUGUUUGUGGUAUAGGAAUGUCAUGGUAAAUUGUUUUUCAAUAAAUAUUUUGAAACAUG
Symphalangus syndactylus (siamang) is the source of this 8700-nucleotide messenger RNA. RefSeq names its product amyloid beta precursor protein binding protein 2 (gene APPBP2). Gene Ontology annotation, molecular function: protein binding; ubiquitin-like ligase-substrate adaptor activity. Gene Ontology annotation, biological process: proteasome-mediated ubiquitin-dependent protein catabolic process; intracellular protein transport. The record is from RefSeq and is a predicted model, not a curated record. Gene Ontology annotation, cellular component: Cul2-RING ubiquitin ligase complex. Lineage: Eukaryota; Metazoa; Chordata; Mammalia; Primates; Hylobatidae.